Messenger RNA from Amoebophrya sp. A120, 4930 nucleotides. NCBI's taxonomy places the organism in Eukaryota, Dinophyceae, Syndiniales, Amoebophryaceae. The record is from the annotation of a GenBank genome assembly.
GGUGUUCCCCGUGCCCCCCGCCUUCUUUGCGCCCCCCGCCCGUGCUUCCACCCCGCUAUCCCCGUGCCUCCCGGCUCCCCGUGCUUCCCGCUUUCCCCGUGUUUCCCGUUUCCUCCGUUCUUCCCGCCUUUCCCGUGCCUCCUGCCUUUCUCGUGCUUCCCGUUUUUCCCGUGCUCCCCGCCCUCCCUAUGCUUCCCGCUUUCCCUAUGCUGCCCGCCCUCCCUAUGCUUCCCGCUUUCCCCGUGCCUCCCGCUUUCUUCGUGCUUCCCGCUUCCCCCGUGCCCCCCGCUUUCCCCGUGCUUCCCGCUUCCGCCGUGCGUCCCGCCUCCGCCGUGCUUCCCGCUUUCCAUCCCCGCGCUUGCCGUUUUCCCCCUGCUUCCAGCGCUCCCCGUGCUUCCCGCUUUCCCCGUGCUUCCCGCUUUCCCCGUGUUUCCCGCCUUCCCCGUGCUUCCCGCCUUCCCCGUGUUUCCCGCUUUCCCGCCGUAAUUCUCGCGAGGACAUUGAUAAUCAAUUUGCAACAUUAGAACAACCUCGAAAACAGAUCUAGGCUACACCUCGAUCAGAAAUCCUAGGUAGAAUAGAGUCAAAGCCUAGGAUUUCUGAUCUGGGCUACACCUAGUAGUGCCCGUAUAUCUGAUCGAAAUUAGACGCACUCAGAACUUCUACCUGUAUUCCAGGAAGUUAAUUUUUUCUACUAUUUCCUCCGUUCUCUUCUUGUCUACAACGAAAAGCGAAGAAAUUGGCUCUGAGGCUGUUCUGCUCGUCGUGCAGUAUAGUGAAUUUCUACCCCAAAUAAAUAAUCUAAAAUGGCCCCGUCUUUGCUCACGAAGUUGGCAGCCGCUGGCGUAGUUGCCGGCAGCUCGGUGCUUUAUUUCUCCUCGUUGCUGAAACUGACGACGAGCCCGGUGACCCUCGUGUCGGCGGUGCGGGUUCAAGCGUCUUCUUCGGCGGGGCCGCGUGAUAGGUCCACCUCGGCGGGGCGUGGUAGGUCCCUGUCGCCGCAACGGUCCACUUCGUCGAGAUCGUAUCGGUCCCUGUUUUCGUCCUCGAGUCGUAUCGCAAGAAAAAGUGUGACAGUUACACGCAUAGUCUUUGCAAGACCGACAACACAAACAGCCUCUCUCAUGCACGAAAUGCUUGGGAGCUUCGUUUCCUUCCUGUUUUCUCUUAUGAUCUUCGCAUUAUGCCACACAGAGAAAAUUUGUGAUGCAGAAACUCCAACAAAUGUGUAACUGUAACACUUUUUUCUCGUGAUGAGUCGUGGCUCUGGCACGGAAUAUCAAAUGCAAAAGUGUCUGGGUCUGGAGGAGUGCGCGACUUGUCGUGCAGCUUUUCCAUGACCCAUGAGGCCUGCUGGAAUGCAGGACCUAGCGUGACAGCUUCUGUGCGAUCUCUCCCAUGCCUAUCCUGCAUGAGAAACAAACUCCCUCCCGACUUGGUUUAACCUGGACACCUUUUGGUAAUCAUGCAACACAGAUUUUUGCAUGCUUCAGAUUUAGCAUAACAGGUUGCAUUCUUGUUCCAGACCCACACUUUUACAUUUGAUACUGCAUUCUUCGACAUUCCAGAAACAUUCCAGUGCGCCAUUUGUCAACAAUAUCCAAGAAAAAAAGGCUCAGAUUCGUUGUUUUUUGCUGGGCCAGCAUUUUUACAAAUCUGCCAGGUCGUUGACAGCAAAUAAAAGCUGUCGACGUUCGGAGAUCCUUGCACGUGGAAACGCACUUGCAUUGAUUGACCCUACAAGUUGUAUGCAUGACCAGUCGAUGACAAACGCUGACGCAAUCAUCUUAGUGCAUGUUCUUGCGCAUCACAAACUUACAACCUACAGUCUUGUUCUGUUGGAUAUAGAAGAUUGCGUGCCACGGCCAGGUGGAGCUCCAUUGUGUCUGGUCAAGAGCCACUUCGUGGAUCAGCACGUCUGCGCAGCAUGCGAUGCAGCGUAUGUUGCGUAUGCUGCGCGUUCUGGCGACCACAACAGGUGUGUGAUGUGCCGUGAUGUCAGACCACUUCAGAUCGAGCCUCCUGAGCAAGAAAGGAAUGCCCUCGAGGAAGCGGUCAUGUCGACCGCCUCAGACCAGGCUAUACAGCUGGAGCGAGUAAAAUACAUGGCGUAUACUAGUCGAGACGACCAAGAUAAGUGGCUCAUGAUUUGGUUUGUCAACAUAUGCUCGCGCUCCAAGUAGAAAAUGCUCAAUACUUCUUGAUCCAGAAUCGCAAAGCAACAAAAGGUGUAAAGAUCUCAAGGCACGAACAAAGGACAGGAACAGAAGAGACAGGCGGCAUAUGCAAAUGUGAAGCCCAAGGUGUAAGAGUAUAACAAAUUGAAUGGAACGAUAAAGAUAGAGAUACAAUGCGCAUGAACAUGAAUUCUCGACAGCCUUGAUGUACUCCACAGGCCUUGAGUCAUGCACUCUAGUAUGCAUGACGAGCGCCAUGCUUGAAUCUAUAUAAAUAUCCUGACCUACUGGAAUACUUGCAUUGCGUUCUGUUCUUAGAUAGUGUUCAGCAUUUUUCGACUGCUUUGGUUCGGGAUUCACGCAGAGCGGAGAUCGCCUUCCCGGCUCUGAACUGUUACCAUGCAGGAAAGUACACCCAUACUAGGAAGAGAGUAAAUGUGUGCUACUAGUCAUGAAGUCGACGCAUCCCUAAAAUCUCUGAUGUCAUGCGGAGACCAGAAGCAGAACCGUCAUGCCAAGCAGAGAGGUACCCCCGAAGGAGUUUGUCAUGCGCAGCAUACAGAUUUCAUUUUUUUUGUGGUAUGUGUGUACUCUUCUGCGGAAUACUUGUGCCUGCAUGUCAAAGUGGACGACACUGGCUUGUUGCUUUUGUCGCUUUCUACAACGAUUCCGAACGAGGGGAGAGCCCUGCGGGUUUGGCGGGAUGGGCCUUUCAAUCUGACAAAGUGGCAGCAGAAAUUUUUGCUGCAUUUAGCUGCAAGACCCGGCGUCGACCACUCCGGCUCGGCGAGAAUUACUUCCCGCACGCCGACUGUUUUGGCUACUACUUAUGAUAUUGAAGUUGACACGACCCUGGUCCGUCCAUGUAUUGCUCUCAGUCGAGAAAUACACCGGAGGGCUCACAAAUACUGGUAGUUUAGUUCUACUUUUCGUGGAGGGGCAUCUUACUCCAUAUACAGAGGAUUUUCAUCAGCAGAAGAGUGCGAGCGUCACAUCUGCCGCGAAUCGCAACGCAAUACCUGUUCGGCUGACUUCCAGCCCUAUCUUGUGCACUGUCAUGCUCAAUGCCAAAUUAUAUGCAAUGGAAGCCAUCUCGACGAGGUCGGCUUCUGUGUGUUGAGGUCGGCUUCUGUGUGUUGAGAUCGCCGAAAGAUCUUCCCUGCCUAUCCCCCUGGGAGGGGAUCCGUUGCCCGUGGCUCUGGCUGCGGCUGCGGGUGUCCACUCGUUGUUGUUAUAAGAAAUGCUUCUCAAUAUGGUGCAGCUUGAGAACGAGCAUGGGAUAUAAUUGGGUCGUGUUUUCAUAAUGAUAGUGGCGGGGCCAACGUGUCGCUAUCGAGCAUUGCAAAACGAGGACCAGCUGGCAAAGCGGAAGCCUUGCAAAACAGAAGGCGCAAGUACUCGUGCCGCAAACUCUUUCUGCAAGACUUCAAAAACCUUGGCGACAGUUCCUAUCUUCGCGCGGCAGAAGAAACCCUAAACCACCACUGGGGGCCGUCUUCUGCCGUCUCGACACUGGGCCAGUGGAUGCUAUAUGCUAUGGAAACGAGUUACGCGGCUCCCGCUUCCGUGGCAAACCUACAGACGCUACUUCGGCGAGAUCUACUUCAAACCUACCCGCCGCUGGCUCCGCGUCCGCCACAGGACGUUCAGGCGCUGCCUCCGCACCACGAACCGCUGAGAAAUAUUAUGGGAAUAAAUAGAAGAGAUAGAGACCAAUAAAUAUCAAUAUCGAUAUCCAUAAAAAUGCGAGCGCUGGCAUCGCCGGUGCCUCGUUAUAGAUUCGUAGCGAGGAGCAAAAAAUUACGCUGUGUACUUACUCAUGCUAUGGUAUCCGUAUUUUGUUCUGAUUCUGAUAGUGGUGCGACAGAGACAGAACUAGAGCUCCAAAGCAGUUCAUGGAAAAAAGCUCCGACAAGCCAAACCGCGCGCUUUGCUGUAAUCUAUAUCAGAGCCAGCCUCACCCGAGCGCUUUUGUACACUUCACUAACAAUCCAAGAACUUAGAGCGAUCAUAUAAGAUUUACAUCGUACAUAGUCGAACUCCGGGUGUAAAAGUAUAGCAAUCGACUCGACCCGCAUUUUUCUGCAAGAUUUGCCAACAGUUGCACGAGGGCGCAAAAAGCACGCACGUACAGCGGAGCGGAGCGGCAGCAGAACUAUCUCAGCUAGACCGACGAAGCCCUCUUGAGUCGAAGUAUGUGUAUUUGGAUAGUGGUUUAAGACGUCUACUGUAUUUGAAAAAUGAACAUAGAAGAGGCUUUUUUCCUUGAAAAGGAAUGGAAAAAGCCCAGUAGUGUGCUUUACUUAUUAAACAAGUAUAUUUCUCUUUAUUAAACUUACAAAUAAUAUUUGUCGACACCUCAGCUGUACCAGUUCAAAGUAGACGCUAUGUAAAGCACUCCGACGUAGCGCUCAAAUCAGUAGACUUCGUUCAUGAGAGAGAUGAAGCGCAGCGUCAUCGUCAGCAUAUACAAAAUCUCUACAAGUUGCAGCGGCAGCCGACUUGCCGACGCAGGUGUGUCUAUUCACACAAAUUCGCAGUGGGUCUACUCACACAAGUGAGCAUUAGUCCGGUUGUUGAUCUUGACGCUGACGCCUGAAAGCCAAACACUCACUCGAAAAAGUGUAUGAUUCAUUCUAUCGGGAAAAGUGAAAGUCUGUUGCCUGAGGUCGGGCAUGCUGCUGCGCUCCGCGCAUGAAAACUCUUCGAUGAUAUAUCCCUUCACAGGCACGCCCGAUUUGAAUAAUCAAGAU